This is a messenger RNA of Aspergillus versicolor CBS 583.65, 1623 nucleotides long. RefSeq lists its product as uncharacterized. Gene Ontology annotation, cellular component: mannan polymerase complex. NCBI's taxonomy places the organism in Eukaryota, Fungi, Ascomycota, Eurotiomycetes, Eurotiales, Aspergillaceae. The record is from RefSeq and is a predicted model, not a curated record. Gene Ontology annotation, biological process: protein N-linked glycosylation. Gene Ontology annotation, molecular function: alpha-1,6-mannosyltransferase activity. The transcript is spliced from 2 exons. The coding region runs from base 301 to 1545 and encodes 414 amino acids.
GUUGUUUGCAACUGGCUGAUCGUCGUCGUCCACGAGGCGGCCGCAUGUGGUGGAGCCAACCAGUCAGCGACUCUUUGUGGCCGCCCUGUUCGCGUAUCCGCAACACAACCUGGAUUCAGGAUCACUUUAGCCCCAAGGUGGACCGUGGUUGAUGGCUGUGAAUCGCAGCCGUUUCAUUCAUCAGGUGACGUUCCUGUGAAGAUCAUCGAGUCCUCUCACUCCUGAGUCCGAACAGCCUCGUUGUCUGCUGUCAUCAUGGACAACCUCGCUGCCCAGGCUGGUUGACGCCUACGGGGCAAAAUGUUCAAACCACGCACCCAAAAGCCCCUCCUCCCCUUUACUGUGCGGCGGCGGCUCUCGAUUCUGGCUCUGGUUAUUUUCCUGGUCUUCCUCUUCCAUUCGCUGCCAUCGAAGAAAGAUCGCGUUGUCGCGGGAAAAUGGCUGCCCGACUAUGACGUCGAGGAUGUCCCGCGAUUCCUCCAUCGCUCUCCUUUUCGAGUUUCUCCCGACUACGAUUACGAGCGCAGGGUGUCCGAGGCGCUGCAGAAGAUCGAGCGGGACUUUCUAGAAAACCACAGCGGCGAUCGCUCAGCAGAAGAGCGCAUCUGGCAGAUCCGCCUGGGAAAGAGCCCGAAAGAAGAGCGCAGUGCCGACUCGAUCAGGUUCAGCGACAGGAAUAAUGAAUGGGAAUACACACUCGUCGCAGAUUCUCAGGCCGACCACUUCCUCACCACCGUGCUCUCCUCCGUCCCUGACUUGAAGAAGCUGUACGAUUCCUACCCUCACCACGUUAUCCGAUCGGACUUGCUUCGCUACCUCCUGCUCUGGUACCACGGCGGCUACUACGCAGAUACCGACGUAUACCCUGCGAAAUCCAUAAAGGAAUGCCCGUCCUUGCAACCCAUAUUCGCGGACCUCGAUUCCGGAAACGGAAACAUCUCGCUCGCGGUCGGGGUUGAAAUCGACGAACCACACGCCUCGCCGCAGCUCAUGCGCGACUGGCAUUGGAUCAGAACAUACGGCCUGAUCCAGUAUACAUUUUAUGCGCCGCAGCGAUUCAGCCCUCUCCUUCGCGAGGUUAUUGUCCGGGUCCUGUCGCAUACGCGACAGCAUAAUCAGCACAGCUUUCCACUCAUUGGGCCCCGGUACAACGAGAAGACGAUUCUCGAGGUCACCGGGCCUGGGGUCUUCACGGACGCGAUCAUCGAUACCCUCUCCGAUGCGCUACCAAUGACGCACCCGUUAAUCUCGCAAUCAGUUCGGGCGGAUGAGAAAAUCGGCGACCUUGUCGCACAACCGUCGGGAGAGCUCUCGAGGCGUGUAACGUGGGCGCCAUUCCACAAGAUUAGUGAGCCGGUCUGCGUAGAUGCGCAGGAGGCUGCGAUCGGAAAGUCGAUGGGGGGAGUCUGCGUUCUCCCGAUAAAUGCCUGGGGCAAUGGCCAGCGGCAUAGCGGUGCAGAGAGCUUUCGCAGCCAGCAUGCCUGCAUCAAUCAUCGGUUUGGAGGGACAUGGAAGAAGGACUGGUGGCAUCGCCAUAUCGGAUAGACUGUAUAUUAGCUAUAGAAAUGAAAACAUACUUGUACCAGUUAUCAAAUCAACAAACGAAUUCAAACCGUCAUCUUU